CUGCAUGAUGUCUCUUUGAUAAAACUCUGAAGCGAAUACAACCAAACCCGAGUGGUUACAGAAGCUGUUAAAUGUAAGGAUGGAUCUACCCUGGGCUUUCUCCGUGUGUCUGGACAGCCGCAGCCUGCUCCUCUUCACCCUGGUCCUCCUGCUGGUGGCCCUGGGUCUGAGGUCCCGUCGGCCCAGAAGCUUUCCCCCAGGACCCUGGGCUCUUCCUCUGGUUGGGAAUAUUCUCUCUCUUGACUUCAACAAUCUCCACAACGACAUGACCAAGUUGGCAGAGCAGUAUGGGAACGUGUACAGCCUGAAGAUGGGCCCUGUGUGGACGGUGGUGUUGAACGGCUUCAGCACUCUGCAGGAGGGUCUCAGCAAAGGAGAUCACAUGACCGACCGCCCUGCUUUCCCCAUCCAUACGGAUGUGUUGCCUGAUCUAGGUAUUAUUUUUGCUAAUGGGUAUUCGUGGAAGCAACAAAGGCGGUUUGCCCUCUCCACUCUCAAAUACUUUGGCGUUGGCAAGAAGUCUCUUGAAUCUUCCAUACUGGAGGAAUUUAGGUACAUGUCCAAAGAAAUCGCUAGUCAUAAAGGCAAACCCUUCAAUCUACAUUUUUUAAUGAACAACGCCGUCUCCAACAUCAUCUGCUCCCUGAUCUUUGGCCAUCGCUUUGACUACAAGGAUGAGAAGUUUCUGCAGUUGAUAACGUUGUUGGACAAAGGGGUCCAGAUUGAAGGAUCCAUUUGGGCACAGCUGUACAACGCCUUUCCUGUGCUGAUGAGGCGUUUGCCGGGGCCACACCACACUCUUCAAAAGGUUUAUGGUGAUAUAAUGGACUUGAUGAAAACAGAAAUUAAUAAGCACAGGGAAGACUGGAACCCCUCUGAUCCCCGAGACUUCAUCGACUGUUACCUGACUGAGAUUCAGAAGCAUCAGGACAAGAGGGAUGAUGAGCCAAACGCUUGUUUUGAUGAAGGCAACCUGGUGAUGUGUUCGUUUGAUCUGUUUGGAGCUGGCACUGAGACCACCUCCACCACCCUGCGCUGGGGUGUGCUCUACAUGGCAAAGUACACCGAGAUUCAGGAGAAGGUCCAGGAGGAGAUAGACAGCGUGAUUGGACAGUCCAGAGAGCCGUCCAUGGAAGAUCGUCCAAACAUGCCCUACACUGACGCCGUCAUACACGAGAUCCAGAGAAUUGGAAACGUAGUUCCUCUCAACCUGCCUCAUGUGACCAACAGGGACGUUCAGAUAGGAGGCUACACAAUCCCAAAGGGAGUUAUGGUAAUGCCCAACCUGACCUCGGUGCUGUUUGACAAGAAUGAGUGGGAGACGCCCAACACCUUCAACCCAGGACACUUUCUGAACAAGGAGGGGAAGUUUGUGCAGCGAGCUGCUUUCAUCCCUUUCUCUGUGGGUAAGCGGGUGUGUCUCGGGGAGAACCUGGCCAGGAUGGAGCUCUUCCUCCUCUUCACCUCCUUCCUGCAGCGCUUCACCUUCUCCAUGCCUCCGGGUGUGGAGGCUGUGUUCAAGCCCCGUUUCAGCAUCACCCUCUCACCCCAACCCUACCAAAUCUGUGCCACUUUACGUGAAGAGUGAUACACCUCAUCAACACAAUUUCCAGAAAUAUUAGAAAAUAUUAAUUUAUAAAUAUUUCUUGGAGCAGAAUAAGACGACAGCGAUGAUGUAAUUGCUAAUGUUUAGGAGAUGUUGCCUAUCUACAUUGCACGUCCAGCAGAAUUAGAGCUAUAUUAGCAUUUAUUGGUAUUUUCAAUUUCAGACCAAUAUACAUGCACCCUUGAUGUCUGCUUUGGUCUCUAACAACUUACUUAAAAUCAUAUGGAUGUUUCGCUUAGUUGUGGUCUGCCAUUUGAUUAUUUUCAGGUUAGGUGGAGGUUUAAGGUAACAACAAAAACUGUAUUAUCAGGGAUUCAGGGUCUCUGUAGAUCGUGUUGUUUCUUUUAAAUAAAUGUCUUAUAUACUGUAA
This is a messenger RNA of Trematomus bernacchii (emerald rockcod), 1976 nucleotides long. RefSeq names its product cytochrome P450 2J2-like. The record is from RefSeq and is a predicted model, not a curated record. The transcript is spliced from 9 exons. Gene Ontology annotation, cellular component: cytoplasm; intracellular membrane-bounded organelle. NCBI's taxonomy places the organism in Eukaryota, Metazoa, Chordata, Actinopteri, Perciformes, Nototheniidae. The coding region runs from base 80 to 1588 and encodes 502 amino acids. Gene Ontology annotation, biological process: xenobiotic metabolic process. Gene Ontology annotation, molecular function: heme binding; iron ion binding; oxidoreductase activity, acting on paired donors, with incorporation or reduction of molecular oxygen, reduced flavin or flavoprotein as one donor, and incorporation of one atom of oxygen.